Messenger RNA from Wallemia mellicola CBS 633.66, 3789 nucleotides. RefSeq names its product Bud-site selection protein. The record is from RefSeq and is a predicted model, not a curated record. Gene Ontology annotation, cellular component: nucleus; 90S preribosome. NCBI's taxonomy places the organism in Eukaryota, Fungi, Basidiomycota, Wallemiomycetes, Wallemiales, Wallemiaceae. Bases 1 to 1428 code for a protein of 475 amino acids. The transcript has 6 exons. Gene Ontology annotation, biological process: maturation of SSU-rRNA.
AUGAGCGGUGCCGGUAAACGCAAAGCUACAUCUGAGAAUGCAAAAUCCAAGAAACAAAAGGUCGAAAAACCAGAGGAAACUUUCGAAACGAGGACGGAGAAAUUGCAAAAGAAGCUUCAUCAUAUCCUAAAUGUAGAUCUCAGGAGAGCGACUAAAGAUGCUAAAACCUCUGAGCGUCAACGUCUUCAGAAGAAGAUCACGCAGGCUGAAAAGAAAUCAGCUAAAGGUGAAGAAAUUGAUAGAGUACAGCUCGAAGAAACGCAGAAUCAGUUGAAUGAAACAAAAGAUUAUGAUGGUUUGAUCGCAGCUCAGCACACCUUCUUCUCGAAAUUAUCCAAGCAUUCCAGCGGUGCUUACAAAACACGAGAGGAAGUCAUUUUAGCGCUCAAGAAUCUCAACUUUGAUUUCCCGAAUAUCGCACAGGCAAGCAACGCACCUGAGGGUAAGUUAGCAGCGCGAUUCAUGUCCAUAGAGCAAGUCAGCAAAGUAGCUAAAGCUGGCGUUGACUCUGUAUCCUCAAUAUUAGGCGAUAGUGCUGCAGAGAAGCAGAAACAAUCUGAACAGUUAGAAGAUUCUAAAGAAUCGGCAGAGGAUGAUGAGGUUGAUGACAAGCUCGAAUCUAACACCACAUCUGAUAAGCCAGCUCCUAGAGAGCAAAAGGCAACUCCAACAAUAGACAGUAGCGCGCUUAUUGCAAAACUCACUGGUGCGCUUGGUGGUGUAGUCAGAGAUGAUGAAGACGAAGAUAAUGAUGCACAGUCAGAUGCUGGUAGUGACAUAUCAGCUCCUCUAUCAGGUUACACUAGUGGAGAAGCAUCCAAUGAAGAAGAUGCACUCAAGGACUGGCCCGAACCGGAAGAAGAGGUGGACGAGAGCAAUGAAGAAGAGGAAGAAGAGAGCGACGAUGAGGAUGAAGGGGGUAAUACCAUUCUUGACUCCCUCAAUGCUGGUGUGGGAUACAUUUCAGGUAGUGACGACGAUAUUAGUGAUGCGGAAGAAAAAGUCGCACCAAGGAAAAACAGGAUGGGUCAAAGGGCACGUAGAGCAAUUCUCGAGAAGAAGUAUGGUAGAGGUGCAAAUCACAUACAAAAGAAGUUCGAAGAGCAGAAGCAGCUCGAGAGAGCAAAGAAAUUCGGGAAGAACAAGCUGGAUUCCGGGUGGAAAGGUCGCCAACAGCAGCAAUCUGGGGGAUAUAAGGAGGCUGAAAGGAAAGACUUUAAAAGGGACUUCAAGAAAUUCGAUAAAAACGCUAAACAAGAUGGUAAAAGUGGAAGUGGGAGACCUCCGCCACGUAACAACAAACCACCUCAGAAGCCUACUAAAGCAGAGGAUGAGGGACCUUUGCAUCCUUCUUGGGCGGCCAAGAAAGCCCAAGCGAAAGCUAUUGAAAAUGCGCCUGCACCUACGAAGAUCACAUUUGAUGACUAGGAAAAGGUAUAGAGUUAAUUUAUUUGUACAAUUUAUAGGUCUACAUUUGUCGUUAUUGGUAAUUUCAGUCUGCUUAUUCCAUCUUCGUCAGAUGGAGGAAGUCUCCCACCACGUAUGUUAACUUGUAUCGCAGGAUGUAGCAAUUUAGGUGUAUUCAAUGUCUUGUCACGUUCUUCACGGAAUUUCGCGAAGUCUUCCUGUUUUAGGUGGUCGUUGAGUGUUAGUUGAUCACCAACCGUCGUCCAGCAGCUCUGUUCACGCUCAGCUCCGGGAUAGUCAUGACCAACGAAAAGCUUGUAAUCAUGCGGAAGACUGAGCAACUUCUCGAUGGAUGUCGCGAGAGAGGAAGCUACACCGCCUGGAAAAUCAGCUCUAGCAGUGAAAACAGGUGCGAGGAAUACAGAAUCACCCGUGUAGACACUUUUUCCAAACACAUAGCCGACGUGAUCGGGUGUAUGACCAGGGAGAUGCAUAACCUUUCCCUUGAGGUUGCCCAAAGAAACUAUCUCAUCAUCCUGUAGCAACCUAUCGAAACUCCCAACGAAUGAAUCAGGCUUAAGACCAUAACGCGGUCCAAAUGUAGCCUGGACUUCGCGAAUACGUUGACCAAUGCUGAUCGGCGCAUGUAGGUGCUUUUGAAGGUAUUUUGCAGAAGUGAGAUGGUCGGCAUGGGCGUGAGUUUCGAGUAUAUGUUCAACAGAAAGCUGGUUUUCAUGCAGGAACGCUAACAAGGCGUCAGCACUCUCUGUAGUCACUUUCCCACUGCUGAUAUCAAAAUCAAGCACGGGAUCAAUUACGGCAGCUUUCCGCGUAUCUUUACAAUGUAAUACGUAUGUCCAUGUUGAGCUAGCUUUAUCAUAAAACGUCGACGUCGUUGGUGUGGCUUCUCCUCCAAAGUGCGUGCGGAACGGCGUAGCUGCUGCGCCGUAAUUUCUCACUAAACUACGUCGAUUUAACUUGAAUGCGCGUGAUAUCAUGACCGUUUUAGACUAAAAAUCAUUCAAGCCUAAAGUUGAUGACAUCAUUUUUACUAUUUUUUCGUUUCAACGAUCACGGGUAGUUUAUUUUAUGACUAGAAGCUAGUAGAGAAAUAAUGAGCAAUGUAAUAUAUGAUUUAAAGAAAGGCCUCCGUAAGCGUGUAGUCAAUAUAACACCAGUGUGGUUCGCUAUGACUAUGGGAACUGGUAUACUGUCUAUACUACUAUUCAAUUGUCCAUAUCAGUUUAAUGGCUUGCAGACGAUCUCUGGCGUCGUAUUCGGGAUAAACGUGGUCUUGUUUGUUGUACUACUUCUUAUGACAAUCGCUAGGUACGCAAUCUGGCCCUCAAUGCUACCCUUAAUGCUAGUAAAUCCAGUCAAUGUAUUCCUAGCUACGCUCACUAUGGGUUUCAGUACGAUUAUCGUCUGUAUUGUUGAUUUUCUGGUUCCAAGAUACGGAUAUAAUUUUGCUCUUCUUUCUUACGUUUUUUGGUAUAUAAAUGUUGCAAUGAGUAUUAUCACUUGCAUUGGUAUUCCCUUUAUACAAAUGAGCAGGCAAACUCUCGAAAAUAGUCAAAUUUUUGCCACUGCACUCUUACCAACCGUCAGCACGAUUGUCUGUGCAUCUACAGGUGCAGCAGUUGCUACUGUCUUGCCAGAAAACCAAGCCAUCGUUACAAUAACUAUAUGCUACAUAUUGCUCGGUAUGGGUGUACCGAUGUCGCUUAUUGUUUUAGCGAACUACACAUCAAGAUUGAUGCUCUUCAAGAUUCCACCAGCGGCGGUGAUAAGUUCAACGUUUAUUCCAAUUGGUCCCUGCGGUCAAUCGGCAUAUGCAAUACUGAAAUUAGCUCGGAAUCUCACUGAUAUAGCUAAUGAACGCGGUUUAGUACCAUUUACAUCAGUCGAGGAUCCAGAAUUAGCUAAAUUUGCAGCAUCUGCAUUGCAAACAGCUAGUAUACCGUUCGCACUUAUCAUAUGGGGAUUCGGAUGUCUCUGGUUGGCGCUGGCCAUCAUUUCCUUCUUCGACACUAUGAUCUCAAAGCGAAUACCUAUCAAUUUAUCGUUAUGGGGAUGCACCUUCCCGAUCGGGACACUCGCCCUGUCCGCCCAGGAAUUAGGCAAAGAAAUGAAUGUGACAGGCAUGAAGGUCGUUAGCGUCAUUCUGCUCAUAACUUUGGUCAUCAUCUGGCUCAUUCUGAUGGCUUUGACGUUUUAUAAUGGUGUGAUACGGGAUAAGUGGUUCAGUAGCCCUUGCUUGUCAGAUGCAGGCGGUACACCACCCUCAAUGCAUGAUGUUGAGUUCAAUCGGAAGUAUUAGAAAACAGCUGUUUAUUACAAUAAAAAAGGUUCUAUAGUUUAGUGCAAAGUGCACGUUUUAUU